Molecule: messenger RNA, 738 nt
Organism: Humulus lupulus (European hop)
Lineage: Eukaryota; Viridiplantae; Streptophyta; Magnoliopsida; Rosales; Cannabaceae
Exons: 2
Coding region: 1-738 (245 amino acids)
Source: RefSeq, a predicted model, not a curated record
AUGGAAGCAUCCUACCAGAAGUUACCAUCGUACUUGUUCAUGCUUCAACAGAAAAACCUCGGGACGUUGAUAGAUUUUGUCACUAAGGAAGAUCGAUUUAAAUAUUGCUUUUUCUCACUCGAAGUUAGGAGAAUAGGGUUUCGUACAUGUCGUCCUGUGUUAUGUGUGGGUGACACUUUUUUAAAGACAAAAUACAGUGGGCAGAUGUUAUGUGCAGUCGCACUAGAUGCAAAUAACCAUCUAUAUCCAGUUGCAUUUGGUAUUGUGGAUAGUGAAAAUCAUGAUUCUUUGAAGUAUUUCAUGUCAAAGCUAAAGGAAGCGAUUGGGGAAGUUAAGGACCUGGCGUUUGUAUCUGACAGGCAUGCAAGUAUUACACAUACCUUGGAAACUAUUUUCCCCGAUGCCUAUCAUGGUGCUUGCUACCACCACAUUAGUAUGAAUGUGGUUGCUAAAUUCAAGACUGAUCAUUGUCAUGUGUUGAUGUAUAAUGCAGCAUAUGCUUUUAGGAAAUCUGAGUUCCACGCUAACUUCAAAAAAAUCAAAUCAAAAGACUCAGUCAUUGCUCAAUACCUAGAAGGCAUGGGUUUUGAUAAGUGGUCCCAUGCUUACUUUCCUGGAAAUAGGUAUAAUAUAAUGACAAGCAAUUACGCUGAAAGUUUCAACAAUAAGACCCGAGACGCUAGGAGCUUUCUAAUAACUACAUUCGUCGAAUUUAUUCGCUUCACACUGCAGUCUUGA